Messenger RNA from Larimichthys crocea (large yellow croaker), 1387 nucleotides. RefSeq names its product prothymosin alpha b (gene ptmab). The transcript is spliced from 5 exons. The record is from RefSeq and is a predicted model, not a curated record. Gene Ontology annotation, cellular component: nucleus. NCBI's taxonomy places the organism in Eukaryota, Metazoa, Chordata, Actinopteri, Sciaenidae. Gene Ontology annotation, biological process: positive regulation of transcription by RNA polymerase II; negative regulation of apoptotic process. Bases 338 to 664 code for a protein of 108 amino acids. Gene Ontology annotation, molecular function: histone binding.
CCGGCUCCGUUUCGUCGAGUUUAAUCGGCCGGUUUGUUGUUUUUUCGGAGAAAGGACGCGCGGCGGACAGGAGGGGGCGUGGCCUCCGGGCUUAAGAAACUCCAGCCAUUGUUCCACUCCAACGCGCCAAAAGAACACCUCUGUGCAGGCCGCAGCCAAUCACAGCCGGCCGACCUCCUCCGGGCCCCGCCCCCCAGCCUAUAUUAAAGGCUCGGCCGUGAGCAGCGCUGGCCACUGGCACAAUAUAACAGUGAUUGAUCCGAACCGAGCCGAGCCGAGCCGAGGAUUUACGUUCUUCAACCUUUCAUUUGAGCCGUCCUUUAUUUUCCUCCUAACAAUGGCAGACACGCAGGUCGACUCCGGCUCGGACAUCUCUGCCAAGGACCUGAAGGAGAAGAAGCUGGUGGAGGAGAAGGAGAACGGCAAAGACGCCGCCACCAAUGGCAAGGAGAACGAGGAGAACGGCGAGCCCGACGUAGACGACGAAGAGGACGAGGAGGUGGAUGAGGAGGACGAGGAAGAUGACGGAGAAGGCGAGGAGGAAGACGAGGAGGACGACGACGACGAGAUCGAGGGCGGCACAAAACGGGCAGCUGAGGACGACGAGGACGACGACGAGGACGACGUCGAAACCAAGAAGCAGAAAACCGACGACGACGAUUGAUGCGUUUCCCCCACGCCAUCCUGCUGAAACACUUCCUGGUUCUUCACCUCUGACCUUUUCUACGUCACAGGUGGAGGAGCUGGAGGACUGAUUAAAGGAAAAAUAAUAAUAAAAAAUCCAACAUGGUCAUUAGCAAGUAGAGUUCAACAAACACACACACACACACACACACACCGAUCUCCCCUCCAAACUGCUAAACAAAUUUUCUAGAGGAACUCGCCACAGACGCAGAAAUCCGGCUUCUCUUUAACAACAACACCAACGGAGAAUUUGUUUGUAUUUUUAUUUACAUUUUAUAUUUUUGUACAUAUUGUUAAGAAGGGGAAGUUUCUCCCGGCAGCGAUCUCGUCAGACCAAAUCGGUGCUUCUUUAACGAAAGAUUUUACUUGGUUGACCAUGUUACGAUAUCCGACAGAUUCUAGGGAACACACACCGUGUACACACACCGUGUACACACACCGUGUACACACACCGUGUACAAACAGUAAACAUGAACCUCUUAAGCCGUUGAACUCAGAGCAUUCCAGUAAAUUUAAUGUAUGUACUUUAGCUGUACCAUAACUAGUUUGUUUGUAUGGGAGGGUAAGGCCAAAGAAAAGAGCCUCUUUUCUUUUUCCUUUUUUUGUUCUUGUCAGCGACUUUUUGUUUUAUGACGGCCUGUUUUGAUGUAUGUGCGAAGUUUGUUGUUUGACAAUAAACCGGACUUUUAUUUUGUGAGUUGUA